Messenger RNA from Ipomoea triloba (trilobed morning glory), 1276 nucleotides. Its product is annotated as senescence-specific cysteine protease SAG39-like. The record is from RefSeq and is a predicted model, not a curated record. The transcript is spliced from 2 exons. Gene Ontology annotation, cellular component: lysosome. Lineage: Eukaryota; Viridiplantae; Streptophyta; Magnoliopsida; Solanales; Convolvulaceae. Bases 58 to 1083 code for a protein of 341 amino acids. Gene Ontology annotation, molecular function: cysteine-type endopeptidase activity.
UACAGUUGUAAACAUUUUACAACCAUUUUUAAUUAAGGUUUCAGGUUGUCAAUUACUAUGGCUUAUUCCAAUAGCAGCUUGAAGCUCCUCGUUGCUCUUGCACUAGUGUUUGCGACGUCGGCAUAUUUAGCCAUGUCUCGAACAUUGUCUGAUUCAUUGAUGGUGGUGAGGCACGAACAGUGGAUGGCUCAGUAUGGACGCGUUUACGAAAAUAAAGUGGAGAAAACAAAACGGUUUAACAUUUUCAAAGAGAAUGUUGAAUACAUUGAGUCUUUUAACAAGGCUGGAACCAAGCCUUAUAAGCUAGGCAUCAAUGCAUUUGCCGAUUUGACUAACCAGGAAUUCCGAGCAUCUCGGAAUGGAUACAAAUUGCCUCACGACUGCUCUUCCAAUACGCCAUUCAAGUAUGAAAAUGUGAGUUCAGUUCCAACUACCGUAGAUUGGAGGACGAAGGGAGCCGUUACUCCCGUUAAAGAUCAAGGCCAAUGUGGAUGUUGUUGGGCAUUUUCUGCUGUUGCCGCCAUGGAAGGAAUUACGAAGCUCUCAACCGGCAACCUGAUUUCACUGUCAGAGCAAGAGCUAGUUGAUUGCGACGUAAAAGGCACAGACCAAGGCUGCGAAGGAGGCCUAAUGGACGAUGCAUUCACCUUCAUAAUAAACAACAAAGGCCUCACAACAGAAUCCAACUACCCAUACCAAGGAACCGACGGCUCCUGCAAGAAAAGCAAGUCAUCCAACAGCGCAGCAAAGAUCAGCGGCUACGAAGACGUCCCCGCUAACAGCGAGUCCGCCUUGGAAAAGGCCGUGGCCAAUCAGCCGGUAUCCGUGGCCAUAGACGCGGGGGGAUCCGAUUUCCAGUUCUACUCCAGCGGGGUCUUCACGGGAGAAUGCGGAACACAGCUGGAUCACGGCGUGACGGCUGUUGGGUAUGGGAUAGCGGAGGAUGGGACUAAGUAUUGGCUGGUGAAGAACUCAUGGGGAACAAGUUGGGGUGAGAAGGGUUAUAUUAGGAUGCAGAAAGACAUUGAGGCUAAGGAAGGGCUUUGCGGUAUUGCCAUGCAAUCAUCAUAUCCUUCUGCUUGAUUAAUACUCUGUAAAUGCUUAUAUUUGAUGAGGCUUUGCAUCAAUCAUCCUAAAACGCCUCUGUAAUUAAUGUAUCCAUUAAUUGGUGUGUAUUAUCUUUUUUCUUGUUUGUGUAUAUUUAAAUGCCAACUGCACUGGAAUCUUUACAUGCUUCGACGUAUAUAACAAUAUAGUUGCCUGUCUUUACAACUGA